AUUACUUUUGAAGAUGUGAAUAAAACAACAGACAUGAACAAUAUAAAUAUGGGGUACUCGCAAUCGAUGGUUUUCAUUCGAUUAAGGAAUUGUCAUCAGUGCGCAUUAAAAGUUUAGUCGCAAGAAAUAAGUAGAAAGUGUAUUCAGAUUUACAUAGUGGAAAAUGGCAUUGUUAACAGAUAGUUGGAGAAUCCAUACCUUAGCACUUUUGAUUGGAUUCGUUACGUUGGUUUAUUUCUAUGCCAGACGAACGUAUUCGUAUUGGGAGAGAAAAGGCUUCGCCUAUUUACCGGAUUUUAACUAUGUCUUUGGACAUUUUAAGCCGACAUUUUCACAGCAAGAGAGCAUGGGAAUGCUCGUGUCGCGAAUUUACAACUCAACCAAAGAGCCAUUCAUUGGAAUAUACAGUAUUUUCCGACCGAUAUUGAUAAUAUGCGAUACGGAGCUCAUCCGAACCAUUUUAAUCAAGGAUUUUAAUUAUUUCACGGAUCGUGGUGUGCAUUGCAAUGAAAAUUAUGACCCGUUAUCUGGACAUCUAUUUGCCUUGCCAGGUCAAAAGUGGAAGAAUCUACGGGGAAAAUUGUCUCCUACAUUUACCUCAGGCAAGCUCAAAGCAAUGUUUUCCACGUUGGUUGAUUGCGGUGCCACAUUACAGAGUCAUUUAGAUAAAUUGGCGAACAAAAAUGAAUUGCUUGAUGUUCGAGAGAUCUCAGCCGCCCAUGCAACCAAUGUCAUUGCCUCCGUUGCGUUUGGAAUCGAAGCAGACACAAUUAAAAAUCCAAACAAUGACUUCCGUGUUUGUGGACGAACCAUCUUUGAAUCGAGCAUAAUGAAUGGAAUUCGAUUGUCGCUAAAUUUUAUCGCUCCGAAAAUGAUGUCAAUUCUACGCAUCAAAGUUGUGGACGGAAGUGUCGAAAAAUUCAUAAUGUCGGUGGUGAAAGACACUCUGCAAUAUCGUGAACAAAACAAUGUCAGUCGCAAGGAUUUCUUCCAACUUCUUAUACAGUUGAGAAACACCGGCACCGUGCAGUUGGACGAUCAAUGGGAGACGGUAAUCAAAGCUGACGAAAAGCAAAAGACAUUGAGCUUAAAUGAGAUUGCAGCCCAAUCAUUUGUCUUUUUCGCAGCUGGAUUUGAAACUUCAUCAACUACGUUAACAUUUUGUAUGUAUGAAUUGGCCAAACAUCCAGAGAUUCAGAAGCGAGUGCACGAGGAGAUUGACAGCGUUUUAGGUCAACACAACGGCAAAAUUACUUAUGACUCCGUGACUGAAAUGAGAUACCUGGAGGCCUGUAUUGAUGAAAUACUCCGCAAAUAUCCGAUAGUCCCACUACUAAAUCGUACGUGUACUAAAGAUUACAAAAUCCCGGGCACCGACAAGGUGAUCGAAAAGGGUACCGCGGUGUUUAUUCCCGUGUACGCACUGCAAAUGGACAAGAACUAUUACGAGCAACCAAACCAGUUCAAACCAGAACGAUUCCUUGAAGAAGGCUCGGCUGCAAAGAAUCUAGUGAAUAAACCAUACCUCCCCUUUGGCGAUGGACCGCGAAAUUGCAUAGGCAUGCGAUUGGGCAAAAUGCAAACAAAAGUCGGAUUGAUUUUGAUGUUGCAGAAAUUUCAAUAUGAAUUGGAGCCCAAACUUAUAAACCGCGAAAUGGAGUUCGAUCCAAAGCUAUUUUUGCUUUCUUCACGUGUCGGCAUUAAUUUGCGCAUUUUCAAGCGAUAAAAAUACAAUUUUCUAUAUGUUCUUUCCUAUCUAAUAGUGUAGACCUUCGCAGUUGUAAUAUUUGUCGAUAAGAAUCAAACAAAUCAGAAGUGAAUCUUUUGGUAUCGUGUGAAAUCAAUUAUGUGCACUAGAUAUAAAAUAGAUAAGGUACAAACAAAUAGCAUUGGAGAGUUUCAGUCAAAUACGUAUGAGUAAUGUCAGUCUUGGUGCAAAAGCUAAAAAUGUUCCAAAGUUUCAAUUUCAAUUGUAAAAAAUAUCGAGCCUCACCGAUAAUGUUCCAUUUCGAGCAACGACUCCAGUGUGUUGUUCAACCUGUGUGUGAUGCACCAUAAAUAGAAUGAUAAAUUAAACAUUAUUUCUUUUUCAUACCAGAAAA
Sitodiplosis mosellana (orange wheat blossom midge) is the source of this 2102-nucleotide messenger RNA. Its product is annotated as probable cytochrome P450 6d4. Gene Ontology annotation, molecular function: heme binding; oxidoreductase activity, acting on paired donors, with incorporation or reduction of molecular oxygen; iron ion binding. Lineage: Eukaryota; Metazoa; Arthropoda; Insecta; Diptera; Cecidomyiidae. The coding region runs from base 164 to 1726 and encodes 520 amino acids. The record is from RefSeq and is a predicted model, not a curated record. The transcript has 4 exons.